Ilex paraguariensis (yerba mate) is the source of this 1847-nucleotide messenger RNA. The record is from the annotation of a GenBank genome assembly. NCBI's taxonomy places the organism in Eukaryota, Viridiplantae, Streptophyta, Magnoliopsida, Aquifoliales, Aquifoliaceae.
AACUGGAUGAAUCAAUGUUAGAUGCUCUUGGAAUCCUCCCCCAACGCAAACAGCAUAAGAAACUCUUGUUGGUAUGUGGUAGUCAUGACUGGCUUUUUUCCCCGUUUUGAAUGGUAUAUGAUCCUUGGUUUUCUUGAGGGUUGAUUUACUGUUUUGAAGAUUAUCACUGUUCGGCGCUGUUCUCUGGCUGACAGUUUGUUUAAGGCUUGAUGGCUGGGGCAGGAUGCUGGCUGCAGUUGUCUUUGCCUACUUCUAAUUUUUUCUUUUUGUUUUUUCUGAGGGAUAUUUGGGCUUUUUUUGGAGUGGGCUGGGAUGCUCUCCUAGAACUUAGUCAAGCUUUGGUUGGUGAAGGCUCAGGUGAAGAGCGGCUUUUUUCCUCAGCAAGUAGCCCAUUAAAAGAUGGCAUAAAUAGUGAACUAGCCAGCUACCUACAAAUGUUAAAGGAUCAAUAUGGAGUCUCCCUUUCAUGCCCAGAUGUUGGAACCAACUCUCAGGUACAUAGAUUUCAGGUGCUCGAUGCAUUGGUCAGUCUUUUCUGUAGGUCAAAUAUCUCUGCAGAAACGUUGUGGGAUGGGGGUUGGCUUUUGCACCAGUUGCUUCCUCAUAGCGAGGCAGAGCUCAACAGGCAUCAUCUUAAAUUACUUGAUGAUUCAUAUAAGGAAUGCUCUAGUAAAUUGUUUGAGGAGGCAAGAGGAACCUGGCCUGAUAUACUUGUUACAGUCCUUUGUGAUGAGUGGAAAAAGUGCAAAAGAGCAAUUGAGGCCUCAUCUCCUCGGACGGAGCCCAAAAGCACACUCUUACCAUCACAGAAGUCCUCUUCCGAAGAACUCAAUUCCAGUGAAUCCUCUUUCAAUGCCGGUGAAAGAAUGUGUGAGUUGGUGAAGGUUGUGCUCAAACUCUUUCAUUUUUUCAGUUCCUUUCUUGGAAAGCACAAAGAAAUGGCUGAUGUGUUUGUACUUCUUCAUCAGCUACAAAUAUUCUCCCUUGGAAGAGCUGUACCUGAUCUACCUCCCAUCUUCCCAUCGCUUGAUGUCCUAGAAAACUGGCGAGCAAAAACAGCUGGCGUGGACGUUUCAGUUGAUGCAGUGCCUUGUAGAGUUGCAUUUGAGAGGGGUAAAGAACGCCAUUUCUGCUUUCUAGCAAUUUCCAUGGGAGCCUGUGGGUGGGUUGUCCUUGCAGAAGAAUUAUCUCUGAAACCAGAUUAUGGAGUUGUUCGUGUGGCUGCACCUUUGGCUGGAUGUAACCCCAGAAUAGAUGAUAAGCAUUCAAGAUGGCUACACCUUCGAAUCCGUCCAUCAUCUUUUCCCUUCACAGAUACUGCAAAGUUUGCUGCCCAUGAAAAAGUUAAGACAAAAGUUUUGGUUGAUGGGAGAUGGACCUUGGCAUUUCGGGAUGGGGAGUCCUGCAAAUCUGCUUUGUCUAUGAUUCUUGAAGAGAUUAAUUUACAGAGCAGCGAGGUAGAGAGAAGACUAAAAUCUAUACUCGACCUUGAAGGAACUGUAGAUACUUCAAAUCCUUCUCGCCCGCUAGAGGCAUCAUCUUCAAGAACUACACCUUAUUCUUUGUAAGUUCUCUACUAAUUUGAGUUUCUUCUUUUUCUUAUUCCUCCCCCAAUAAUAUUGUUUUACAGAUGGGGUGGGAAUAUCUUCAGUCCAGCCACCCUUUAAUAUGUUGAUAAGACAACAAUAGGUACAUAGAAAUGUAGAUUAGAGCAUUGUAAUUAGUGCCAUUGUCAAGAUAUUAGGUUGCCCAAUUUCCUCUGAUUUUAAGGUUCAUUGACAUUCACUCAUUCUUUUAACAGCUUGAGCCAAGUCUCUCUCUCUUUUUUUUUUUUGGUCUCGAUUUGU